Molecule: messenger RNA, 7351 nt
Organism: Chironomus riparius
Lineage: Eukaryota; Metazoa; Arthropoda; Insecta; Diptera; Chironomidae
Source: the annotation of a GenBank genome assembly
GCAGCAGUGUUUCUCUGUCAGCCAUAAAUAUUCAUCAUAUAUACACACAUAUACAUUUACCAGUUAUAUUUUUUGCUUUUUGGAUAUUUGAUACAUCAACGUACAUGUACCCCUUAAAAUCGCUUGCUAUAAUGCGUGGAUGGUCAGUGUUGUACACAGUGAGGCCAUCACGCAUACAACUAUCGCAUCUAUAAUUUUUAUAUCAAAAGUGCUUUAACACACAUUCAAAGGCGGUCAUGAGAAAUUUCGAUUCACGGAAUGUUCUGUGCCCCAGUCGUGUAGCCGCGAUUCUCGCUGCGAUCCUGUUUCCUAUUAGUUCGAAAGGACGGUCCAUUGCCGUCCCAUCAAUAAGCUCGAGGGGCCCGAGCCUUAGAAAAACCGCACAGAGUGCGGAUCUACUUAGUGGCCCAUUACUAUUACAUCAUUGUUAGCAGAAAACGAAAAAUAUAUUAAAGGCCUUAGAAUAACUGAGGCUCUCAUCGCUGGCUGUUAUAGACAAUGUCCGACGACUCCAGUUCGUUACUCGAGGAAGAACGUAGCUUGUUCCGUCCCUUCACCCGCGAAUCACUAUUGGCAAUUGAAGCUCGCAUUGCUGAGGAAUUAGAAAAACAGAAAGAAUUAGAAAAGAGGAGAGCUGAGGGAGAGAUACGAUACGAUGAUGAAGAUGAAGAUGAAGGCCCUCAACCAGAUCCCACACUCGAGCAGGGUGUACCAAUCCCUGUUCGAAUGCAGGGUAAUUUCCCAGCAGAACUUGCCGCCACGCCUCUCGAGGAUAUUGACUCAUUUUAUUCAAACCAAAGAACCUUCGUAGUUGUAAGCAAAGGCAAAGAUAUUUUUCGUUUUUCUGCAACAAACGCAUUAUGGUUGCUUGAUCCGUUCAAUCCAAUUCGUCGCGUAGCUAUUUAUAUUCUAGUUCAUCCACUAUUUUCGUUAUUCAUCAUUACGACUAUCCUCACAAAUUGUAUAUUAAUGAUAAUGCCGUCAUCGCCCUUAAUAGAAUCAACAGAGGUGAUAUUCACCGGAAUCUACACAUUUGAAUCAGGUGUUAAAGUAAUGGCACGAGGUUUCAUUUUACAACCGUUUACUUAUCUUAGGGAUGCAUGGAAUUGGUUGGACUUCAUAGUUAUAACAUUAGCUUAUGUAACUAUGGGUAUUGAUUUGGGUAACUUGGCUGCAUUAAGAACAUUCAGGGUACUUCGUGCGCUCAAAACUGUGGCCAUUGUUCCAGGUCUAAAAACCAUUGUCGGUGCUGUCAUUGAGUCUGUGAAGAAUCUGCGUGAUGUAAUCAUUUUGACCAUGUUUUCACUGUCAGUAUUUGCACUUAUGGGCUUACAAAUCUACAUGGGUGUAUUAACGCAAAAGUGCGUAAGGAGAUGGGAUGGUUCAUAUGGAAAUUUUACACAUGAACUAUGGAAAUCGUUUUGUGAAAACCAGUCAAAUUGGUAUUAUGGUCCCGCUGAGCCACUCGAUCCACCUGUUUGUGGCAAUUCAUCUGGUGCUGGACAAUGUGAGGAAGAUUACAUUUGUUUGCAAGGCUUUGGCCCAAAUCCUAAUUACGGUUACACAAGUUUCGAUACAUUCGCAUGGGCCUUCUUAUCAGCUUUUCGUCUUAUGACACAGGAUUUCUGGGAGAAUUUAUAUCAAUUGGUGUUACGCUCAGCUGGACCGUGGCACAUGCUCUUCUUCAUUGUGAUUAUCUUCUUGGGUUCGUUUUACCUUGUAAAUUUGAUCUUGGCUAUUGUUGCCAUGUCGUACGACGAACUCCAGAAGAAGGCCGAGGAGGAAGAGGCCGCCGAGGAAGAAGCUCUUAGGGAAGCUGAAGAAGCCGCGGCAGCUCGACAAGCCAAAAUCGAAGCUCACGCGGCGGCAGCAGCUGCUGCAGCCCAAGCGGCGAUGGAACCUGAACAAAUAGCCAAAAGUCCAUCAGACUUUUCAUGUCACUCAUAUGAAUUGUUUGUGGGUCAAGAGAAAGGCAAUGAUGACAACAACAAGGAGAAAAUGUCAAUUAGAAGCGAAGGAUUGGAGUCGGUGAGCGAAAUCACAAGAACAACAGCACCAACAGCUCUUGCUUCAGCUAAAGCACGAAAAGUUAGCACGGCUUCACUUUCACUCCCUGGAUCACCGUUCAAUCCUCGCCGUGGCUCGAGAGGUUCUCACCAAUUCACCCUAAGAAAUCGUGGACGAUUAAUAGGCGUCCCCUCAGGCGGAAACGAUAGAAAGCCAUUAGUACUACAAACAUAUUUAGAUGCACAAGAACAUCUUCCGUAUGCAGAUGAUUCAAAUGCUGUUACACCAAUGUCUGAAGAGAAUGGUGCAAUCAUUGUUCCCGUGUAUUAUGCAAAUUUGGGAUCAAGACACUCGUCAUAUACAUCACAUCAAUCGCGAAUAUCUUAUACAUCUCAUGGUGAUUUAUUAGGUGGAAUGACGAAAGAAAGUAGAUUACGAGGUCGGUCUAGAAAUCAUGCCAUCAUACAACAACAGCCAACAUCUGCUUCAGCUUAUAUGGAUUCUAAUCAUAAGGGACAUCGGGAAUAUUCGCUACAAGAAAUGUCUCAAGACUGUACGGAUGAAGCAGGCAAAAUUAAAAGUAGUAAUCCAUUUAUUGAAGAACCAGCUCAAUCAAAUACCGUUGUUGAUAUGAAAGAUGUGAUGGUAUUAAAUGAUAUCAUAGAGCAAGCAGCUGGUAGACACAGUAGAGCUAGUGAACACGGAGUGUCUGUCUACUAUUUUCCCACAGAAGAAGAGGACGAUGAAGAUGGACCGACAUUUAAAGAGAAAAUGAUUGAAGCAGGUCUAAAAAGCAUUGACAUCUUUUGUAUAUGGGAUUGCUGUUCAUGUUGGCUCAAAUUCCAAGAAAUGGUCGCAUGGCUUGUAUUUGACCCAUUUGUAGAGCUGUUUAUCACACUUUGUAUUGUUAUCAAUACAUUAUUUAUGGCACUUGAUCACCAUAACAUGGAUAAGGGUAUUGAAAAAAUCUUAAAGACUGGCAACUAUUUUUUCACUGCAACCUUCGGUAUUGAAGCAACGUUAAAACUCGUCGCAAUGAGUCCAAAAUUUUAUUUCCAAGAAGGCUGGAACAUUUUUGAUUUCAUUAUUGUAGCGUUAUCAUUACUUGAAUUAGGCUUAGAAGGCGUACAAGGUUUAUCUGUAUUACGUUCAUUUAGAUUGCUGCGUGUGUUCAAGUUAGCUAAAUCAUGGCCAACAUUAAAUCUGUUAAUUUCAAUUAUGGGUCGAACGAUGGGUGCAUUAGGUAAUCUAACGUUCGUCUUGUGUAUUAUCAUCUUCAUAUUUGCUGUAAUGGGAAUGCAACUGUUUGGCAAAAAUUAUCACGAUAAUGUGCACAAAUUUAAAGACGGAAUGCCGAGGUGGAAUUUUACGGAUUUCAUGCAUUCAUUUAUGAUAGUAUUUCGAGUACUUUGUGGAGAAUGGAUCGAGAGUAUGUGGGACUGCAUGUAUGUUGGCGACGUGUCUUGCAUACCAUUCUUUUUAGCAACAGUAGUUAUAGGCAACUUAGUCGUUCUCAAUCUUUUCUUAGCCUUGCUUUUGUCCAAUUUCGGUUCAUCGAGCUUAUCAGCACCUACGGCCGAUAGUGAAACAAAUAAAAUAGCCGAAGCGUUCAAUAGAAUAUCGAGAUUUAAGAGAUGGGUUAAAGAGAGUAUAGUAUAUUGUUUGAAAGGGGUUAAAAAUAAGAUAACAAAUCAGAUAUCAGUGCAGCCAUCAGCUAUAGCGAAAAGGAUUUGUCCUUGUAUAUCCUCAGAACAUGGUGGUGAUAAUGAUCUCGAGAUCAGUGGUGAUGAAAUACUAGCUGAUGGACUGAUAAAGAAAGGAAAGGAAAAUCAAUUAGAAGUUGCAAUUGGUGAUGGAAUGGAAUUUACGAUACAUGGAGAUUUAAAAAAUAAGUCAAAGAAAAAUAAACUUAUGAAUAAUACAAAAAUGAUAGGAAAUUCAAUCACACACCAAGAUAAUAGAUUAGAUGAGCUAAAUCAUAGAGGCAUGUCCUUGCAGGACGAUGACACUGCCAGUAUUAAAUCGUAUGGAAGUCAUAAAAAUCGCCCGUUUAAAGAUGAAAGCCAUAAAGGAAGUGCUGAGACGAUAGAUGGUGAAGAGAAACGUGAUGUUAGUAAGGAGGACUUAGGUAUAGAUGAAGACGAAGAGUGUGAAGAAGAAGAGGAAGAAGCACCGCAUCGCGGUAUCAUUCAUGCCGAAGAAGAAGAUGUAAUUGAAGAAUCGCCAGCUGAUUGCUUCCCCGAACACGUUUAUCAACGUUUUCCAUUUUUGGCUGGUGAUGAUGAUGCACCCUUCUGGCAAGGAUGGGCCAAUUUGCGCUUGAAAACCUUCCAAUUGAUUGAGAAUAAGUACUUUGAAACAGCUGUAAUUACGAUGAUCUUGCUCAGUAGUUUAGCUUUGGCUUUAGAAGAUGUUCAUCUUCCGGAUAGACCAAUAUUACAAGAUAUAUUAUAUUACAUGGAUCGAAUAUUCACCGUGAUAUUUUUCAUAGAAAUGUUAAUUAAAUGGUUAGCUUUAGGUUUUCAAGUGUAUUUCACAAACGCUUGGUGUUGGCUUGAUUUCGUUAUCGUCAUGGUAUCUCUCAUCAACUUCAUUGCUUCACUAUGUGGAGCUGGUGGUAUUCAAGCUUUCAAAACAAUGCGUACACUUAGGGCACUUAGACCUCUACGUGCCAUGUCCCGUAUGCAGGGAAUGAGGGUUGUCGUAAAUGCAUUGGUACAAGCAAUACCGUCCAUCUUCAAUGUGCUUUUAGUUUGUUUGAUAUUUUGGCUUAUAUUUGCAAUCAUGGGCGUACAAUUAUUUGCCGGUAAAUACUUUAAGUGCGUCGAUGGCAACGGAACAACAUUGAGUCAAGAAAUUAUACCCGAUCGUAAUGUAUGUAGUGCGGAAAAUUACACUUGGGAAAAUUCUCCGAUGAAUUUUGAUCACGUUGGAAAAGCGUAUUUGUGCCUGUUUCAAGUAGCAACAUUUAAAGGUUGGAUACAAAUUAUGAAUGAUGCUAUCGAUUCAAUAGAUGUCGAUAUACAACCACUUCGAGAAACAAAUAUCUACAUGUAUCUCUACUUUGUGUUCUUCAUCAUCUUCGGUUCAUUCUUCACACUAAAUCUCUUCAUUGGUGUCAUUAUUGACAAUUUUAAUGAACAGAAGAAGAAAGCUGGUGGAUCACUUGAGAUGUUUAUGACUGAGGAUCAAAAGAAAUAUUACAAUGCGAUGAAGAAAAUGGGUUCAAAAAAACCAAUGAAAGCCAUUCCUAGACCAAGAUGGCGUCCACAAGCAAUAGUUUUUGAAUUAGUUACAAAUAAGAAAUUCGACAUGAUCAUUAUGUUAUUCAUUGGUCUGAAUAUGUUAACAAUGACACUUGAUCACUACCAACAGAGCGAAAUCUUCACACUCAUUCUAGAUUAUUUGAACAUGAUAUUCAUCGCCAUAUUUAGUACCGAGUGUUUGAUGAAAAUUUUCGCACUUAGAUAUCAUUAUUUCGUUGAACCAUGGAAUUUGUUUGAUGUUGUCGUUGUAGUACUUUCCAUAUUAAGUUUGGUAUUGAGUGAUUUAAUUGAAAAAUAUUUUGUAUCGCCAACAUUAUUGCGUGUCGUCCGAGUCGCCAAAGUAGGUCGUGUAUUGCGUCUCGUCAAAGGAGCAAAAGGAAUUCGAACAUUAUUAUUCGCAUUGGCCAUGUCAUUGCCAGCCUUGUUCAAUAUCUGUCUACUACUCUUUUUAGUCAUGUUUAUCUUUGCCAUAUUCGGUAUGUCCUUCUUCAUGCACGUCAAGAAAAAGAGUGGCAUCGAUGAUGUUUACAAUUUUGAAACGUUCGGACAGAGUAUGAUUUUGCUGUUUCAAAUGUCAACAUCAGCUGGAUGGGAUGGUGUACUGGAUGGUAUUAUAAAUGAGGAAGAAUGCGACCUACCGAACCCGGAAAUAGGCUUUCCUGGCAAUUGUGGUUCGGCAACAGUUGGCAUUACAUUUAUGUUGACAUAUCUUGUUAUUAGCUUCUUAAUUGUAAUCAACAUGUACAUCGCUGUGAUUUUGGAGAAUUAUUCGCAGGCGACAGAAGAUGUACAAGAGGGUCUGACGGAUGAUGAUUAUGAUAUGUAUUAUGAAAUAUGGCAGCAAUUUGAUCCCGAUGGUACACAAUAUAUUCGCUAUGAUCAAUUAUCAGAGUUCUUAGAUGUACUCGAGCCACCGUUACAAAUACAUAAACCAAAUAAAUAUAAAAUAAUAUCAAUGGACAUACCGAUAUGUCGUGGCGAUAUGAUGUUUUGUGUCGAUAUAUUGGAUGCUUUAACAAAAGACUUCUUUGCACGUAAAGGCAAUCCGAUUGAGGAGACGGGCGAUAUUGAAGGCAUUAAUCAGCGUCCAGAUGAAAUCGGCUAUGAACCCGUAUCCUCAACAUUAUGGCGUCAACGUGAAGAGUACUGCGCUCGACUAAUACAACAUGCUUGGCGCAAGCACAAACAGCACAAAGAUGAUGGACAUGAUGGUACGGGUGAUGAGAAUGAGACGGGUGAUGAGCAUGAAGGUGGCGCAAGUGGAGCUGGCUUAGGUAGUUCACAUUCACAUAAUGAGAUAAUGGGGGGUGAGGGUUUAGGUAGACGUUCUUUAACAAAUAAUUCAAUUAAUGAUAAACUUAAUAAUCAAUCAAAUAAUAAUAAUAAUGCAGUUAGUGAUAAUGGUAAAACCUCACCGAAAGAUACCAUAGGUAGCAGUGAGAAAUUAGGCCGACAAACGGCAGUGUUAGUUGAGAGUGAUGGCUUUGUCACAAAGAAUGGACAUCGUGUGGUGAUUCAUUCACGUUCACCAAGCAUUACAUCGCGAUCGGCCGAUGUUUGAGGCAUGCCUCGCCCCCCUCUCUCUAUUGAAGUUUUAGAUGAAAUUAAUCAAUCUCUAAAAUCAACAUCUCAACAAAAAUCUAAUCUAAAAAAAUUAAAAUGAAAUGAUAUGUGAUGAUAGAAACGCACGGCAGAAAUAAAUUUUUAUAACAAACCAAAAAAAAACAUAGACAUUUACAACUAUAAUAUGAAACUUAUAAUAACUUUAAUAAUAAUUCUCUAAAACAAAUCAAUCUGCAAAGUUUUAUGAUUCGCGCAAAUUUUCUCUUUCGUUUACUUUUUUCCAUUCAUUUAAUUUUCUGAUUUAUUUCAAUUUCUUUAUUUGAUUUUGUUCAUUUCUUAUAUUUAUUAGUUCAUUUUAUAAGUUUCAUUUCACUUAGUUAUCUUAAGCGCAUAAUUUUGUUUAAGAAGACAAAACAAAUAUCAAUUGAAAUUGAUAACUCGCUAGCUGCAAGCCGCAAGCCUCUAAAAUCGACUCUAUACUAUCAUUGUUAAUUUUUUUUAAAAAUCAAUCGUGA